Onychostoma macrolepis is the source of this 3308-nucleotide messenger RNA. RefSeq names its product calcium/calmodulin-dependent protein kinase 1Db (gene camk1db). The transcript is spliced from 11 exons. Gene Ontology annotation, cellular component: cytoplasm; intracellular anatomical structure. Bases 561 to 1667 code for a protein of 368 amino acids. Gene Ontology annotation, biological process: peptidyl-serine phosphorylation. Gene Ontology annotation, molecular function: ATP binding; calmodulin binding; calcium/calmodulin-dependent protein kinase activity. Lineage: Eukaryota; Metazoa; Chordata; Actinopteri; Cypriniformes; Cyprinidae. The record is from RefSeq and is a predicted model, not a curated record.
UUAGCUAUUCACGGCUGCAUUAGUGUGUAUUUAUUUAAACAGACCGUUUAUCAAAGUGUCUUCCUCAGUACACAGAGUUUGUAUGGCUAAUGAUGAAUGCAGUAUUACUCUUGAUGCAGCAGGUGUACCGUUCCUGACGCAGUCUGUUCAGCCGUCUGCUGUCAUCCCUCACACGCGCUCACCGGUUAUUUACCGGGCAACAGUUGCAUCAUUUGUCAACCGGUGCGGUACAGCAGUCCUACUUCGCAGUACCUCGAGAACACGGAAUCACGCAUUUGCGCGCGCGUUACACGUUCUGUCGGUUCAGCUCGAGCGCAGUGAGUCAGUGAGGCGGGAUUGGAUUAGUCGCUGUGCGUCGUUCAGUCUUCGUUCUGCUGGCGGUACCGUAACCGGGCGGCAUGAAACGGAAUGCGGGCAACGAUUAAAGCCGGUCACACAGUCACAGAGACCGAUACUCGCGUUCGCGGCUUUAUCCGUUUGUGUUUUGUGUUUCCUGUAAGGCUGGAAAGAUUGACGCGUUAAGAAGGUUAUUCGGAGGCAGCGCUCACCCUGGAAGCACCAUGGCCAGGGGAAGCGAGGAAUCUGUGAAUGGAUCGUGGAAGAAGCAAGUGGAUGAUAUCAGGAAGAUAUUUGAGUUUAAGGAAAUCCUCGGGACUGGGGCGUUUUCUGAGGUGGUCUUGGCCCAAGUAAAGGCCACAGGAGAGAUGUACGCCGUGAAAUGCAUCCCAAAAAAAGCACUAAGAGGAAAAGAGAGCGGAAUAGAAAACGAGAUUGCAGUGCUGAGGAAGGUCAAGCAUGAGAACAUUGUGGCACUGGAAGACAUUUAUGAGAGCCCUUCUCAUUUGUAUCUUAUUAUGCAACUUGUGUCAGGUGGGGAGUUGUUUGAUCGUAUCGUAGAGAGGGGUUUCUACACGGAGCAGGAUGCCAGUGCAUUAAUCAAGCAGGUUCUGGAUGCAGUUAACUACCUGCAUUCACUGGGGAUAGUCCACCGAGACCUGAAGCCAGAGAAUCUGCUCUAUUUUAACCCACAUGAAGAAUCCAAGAUUAUGAUAAGUGAUUUCGGGCUGUCCAAGAUGGAGGGCGCAGCCAAUGACAUCAUGUCCACAGCCUGUGGGACGCCGGGAUAUGUGGCUCCAGAGGUAUUAGCACAGAAACCUUACAGCAAAGCUGUGGACUGUUGGUCUAUAGGAGUGAUUGCUUACAUCUUGUUGUGUGGUUACCCUCCGUUUUAUGACGAGAAUGACUCCAAACUGUUUGAGCAAAUACUGAGGGCAGAAUACGAGUUUGAUGCCCCGUACUGGGACGAUAUUUCUGAUUCAGCUAAAGACUUCAUUGGUAACCUGAUGCAGAAAGAUCCAGAAAAGAGGUUCACUUGUGAUGAGGCUCUUCGGCAUCCGUGGAUAGCUGGUGAUACUGCGCUCUGUAAGAACAUCCACGAAUCAGUCAGCCGGCAGAUGAAGAAGAACUUUGCCAAAGCAAAAUGGAGACAAGCGUUUAACGCUACCGCAGUGAUCAGACAUAUGAGGCGUCUUCAGCUCGGCAGCAGUAUGGAUUCCUCUCAGCACAGGAAGCCGAAUCCAACAUCCAUGCCAGGGAAGAGUCAGUCGAUCGACGUUUCCUCAGUCCACCGCAACGACUCCCUUGAGGAGGGUGUUAUCUUUGUCUAGGUUCGUCCAUGCAAGCGGCAAACUCUUCCUCGAGGACGCCCGAGCGGCAAACACGGCCAUCCACGGUCACUACCAUCAUCACUGGCUCCAAAUGACAUCACUUCCUGUCAGACUGCUCACUUAACUGUCGCACUUUGUGGAAAGACGUGUUUUCUCCUAUUUAACGGUAACUUCCAUUGUCCACAGUCGCUGGUUCAAACCAGUUUUCCUUUCUGGAAAGCCAAUGGCGUGCUACGAAACCAGACUGAUUCAAAAAUAGCAGCCUGCGUGAAAUUCAGGGGACUGUUUUAUGCGGUUGUUGAAUGGAGAUUACGAACCUUGAGAUGAAGAACAUCUGCUUUGAGUCUUAAUAGAAGACAAAAAGGUGUAGAUAAAACGAUUUUCAUUCAUUAAAGAGUUCUCGUAAUGUUUUGCUGCUUUAUUUCAACCUGCUGCUGUUUUGAAGAACCAAACGAUAAAUGAUGUGAGAUUUACAGAAAUUGAUGUAAUAAAUACAGGCUUUAAACCAAUAGCCACGUGUAUUGUCAUCCAAUACGUAUAAACUUGAAAUUCGGUCCUGGAUGCGCAACCCCAUCUCUUGAAAGUGCGUAUAAAUAUUACGCUAAAAUAAAAUUGAAAACUCGGGAUAUUUAUACGCAAAAAUUGGCGUGUAUAUGCUACGCGAUGGGUAGGAUUAGGGUUGUGGGGUAGAUGCAUAUCAUAUGCAUGCGAAAACGGCGUAUCAUAUGCACGCCAACAAAUUUCGUAUCAUAUGCACGCCAAAGUCCAUUUUUGCGUAUCAAUACCACGAGUUUUCGUUUUUAUUUGGCGUACUAUUUAUACACAUUUUCAUGAGACUGGGCUCGGAUGCAUCUGGCAUUUAUUACUGAGAGAAUGAAGGAUGUGAAUAUUGUAUAAACAAACACAAAUGCUCAGCAAUUUGUUAAUAUCAGUGAAAGAAUCUGGAGUGAUUUGUGUGUCAAAUGUUUCUGAAGGUAUAAAAUGAUGGUGAAAAGCAGUAUUUUCUGUAUGUUUUGGAUUUAUUUUGUAAGCUUUGCUUUUUUUUUUUUAAUGACUUUUGGUCACACUUUACAUUGCAGUGAUUAUGUUGCUUUGUAAUAUUUUGUGUAAAUUCAGGUAUUUAUUGCUGUUGCCACUUAAAUUACUAUUAAUAGUACAUUAUUAUUAAAUAUAUGUAAUAUAGACACUGUAAUGUAAACUGUCAUUAUUCUUUUAACUGUGGCUAAUGAUGAGAUUGAUUAACGCUUGACCAAUAACGUGUUUGUUUUAUCACAGAUCUAUAUGAAAAGUACCAGCUUCAGUGACGGACAUUUGUAUUUGCCGAUCUUGUGUUUCAGUGACGCAAAAAUGACUAAAAUUUCACGCAAACAUGGCAGUUUUCCAGUUUAACUGAAGCUGUUUUGAUAUGAUGUGUCCACUGAUAUACGACCGUGAGAGUUUCAAACAGUUUCUGCUCUAAAUCUUGCAUGUCAUCCUGGUCUUCAUACCGGCCCUCUGAAUUUAGCAGCUGAGUGCUGGUUCUUUCAUUCAGGUCGCAGAAAUGAUGUAAGCAGUGUUUUCUCUUUAGUAGAUUUGUUCUGUGGUGAGUGUUUUUGGUGAGUGUAUGGUUUCAAAUUUUCAUUAAAGACAAAGAUAACACCA